CAGCCAGGACCAAAGGGAGGUAUGCCGAAACUGUCAACUUUGGUCUCAGUCAAAAAGCUCUUCAAAGACAAAGCAGCCAAGUCGAAAACCGUUCAGCUGGAUGGGUUUAGGUUUGAGGGGAUGGGUGCUGAAGGACCUUACGCUUCUCAAAUCACCGGGCCUAUAAGAUCUCUGUGGCAAGAGAAGAUGUCUCGGCUAAUCCCGGAGUUAGACCUGUUUGAAUGUCUCCACCUCAUUAUAUUGCAGGCUGUAAUGGAUGGGUCAUCCCCUGAGGCCCCACUUUUUUCUGAGUUAUCCCGAGCCUGUGUCAGUACUGCCGCUCGCUUCCAUGCUCUAAUAGAGGAGCUGAGGGUGAUGUCUGCAACCAUGGGGAGUCUGUACAGGGCGAGAAUGCAGCAGUGAUGAAGUUUCUCUCUCCCGUGUGAUUGGGUCACGUAUUACUACACUGAUGAAACCAGAGAAGCUGAUUAGUCCUGACACUCAUAUCCGAGAGCUGACAUCCACCUUACAGCAGCUGAGUCAUCUCUGUCAGACAUUGUUCAUCUCAUCAACAGAAGCUGUGAUUCAUCUGUGUCCACAUGUACA
This is a messenger RNA of Liolophura sinensis, 585 nucleotides long. RefSeq lists its product as uncharacterized. Lineage: Eukaryota; Metazoa; Mollusca; Polyplacophora; Chitonida; Chitonidae. The coding region runs from base 22 to 402 and encodes 126 amino acids. The transcript is spliced from 5 exons. The record is from RefSeq and is a predicted model, not a curated record.